Molecule: messenger RNA, 2095 nt
Organism: Fulmarus glacialis (Northern fulmar)
Lineage: Eukaryota; Metazoa; Chordata; Aves; Procellariiformes; Procellariidae
Product: heat shock protein 105 kDa-like
Exons: 10
Biological process (GO): protein folding
Cellular component (GO): cytosol; nucleus
Molecular function (GO): ATP binding; ATP-dependent protein folding chaperone
Source: RefSeq, a predicted model, not a curated record
UGUGCAAUUCUUUCUCCAGCUUUUAAAGUGAGAGAAUUCUCUGUGACAGAUGCUAUACCGUUCCCAAUAUCUCUGUUGUGGAACACGGAAGCAGAGGACACUGAAGGGGUUCAUGAGGUGUUCAGCAGAAAUCAUGCAGCACCUUUCUCCAAGGUUCUUACGUUCUAUAGGAAAGGUCCAUUUGAGUUAGAAGCUUUUUAUUCUGAUCCUAAUGGAGUCCCAUAUCCUGAGUCAAAAAUUGGUAGGUAUGUUAUCCAGAAUGUGGCAGCCCAGAAAGAUGGAGAGAAGUCUAAAGUCAAAGUGAAAGUCCGUGUCAAUACUCACGGCAUUUUCAGUGUGUCCACUGCAUCCAUGGUAGAACCAGUUAAAAGUGAAGAGAGUGAAGAUGUUGGUGUUGAGACUGAAGUGGAAUCUCAGGACCAGAGGCCUACUGAAAACUCAAGUGAUAAAAAUAUCCAGCAAGAGAACAGUGAGGCUGGAACACAGUCCCAGGUACAAACUGAUGGUCAGCAAACGUCACAGUCUCCCCCUUCAUCAGAACCUCCCUCUGAAGAAAACAAAAUCCCAGAUGUCAAAACAAAUGAGAAGAAAGGUGAUCAGCCUCCAGAAGCUAAAAAACCCAAGAUAAAAGUGAAGAAUGUGGAACUACCUAUUGAAGCUAACUUGGUUUGGCAGUUAGGAAAAGAUCUCCUCAAUAUGUAUAUUGAAACAGAGGGUAAGAUGAUUAUGCAAGACAAACUGGAAAAAGAAAGAAAUGAGGCCAAGAAUGCAGUGGAGGAAUAUGUGUAUGAGUUCAGGGACAAGUUGUCUGGACCAUAUGAAAAGUUUGUUUGUGAAAAGGAUCUGCAGGGAUUCUCUGCACUCCUAACAGAGACAGAAGGCUGGCUGUAUGAAGAGGGUGAGGAUGAAGCUAAGCAGGUGUAUGUAGACAAAUUAGAGGAUUUAAAGAAAUUAGGUACUCCAAUUGAAAUGCGCUAUCAAGAAGCAGAAGAACGUCCAAAGCUGUUAGAAGAACUGGGACACAGGCUCCAGUAUUAUGCUACAAUAGCUGGGGAAUUCAGGAAUAAAGAUGAGAAAUACAUCCAUAUUGAUGAAAUGGAAAUGAUGAAAGUAGAGAAGUGUGUUAGUGAAGUGGUAGAGUGGAUGAAUAAUGCUGUGAGUGCUCAGGCUAAGAAGAGUUUAGAUCAGGAUCCGGCUGUGCAUUCAAGUGAAAUUAAGGCAAAGCUACAGGAGGUAAACAAUGUCUGUGAGCCUAUUGUGACACAACCGAAACCAAAGGUUGACUCUCCUAAGGAAGAAAACCCAUUAAAUGAACGGAGUGAUUAUAAAACUGAAGACAUGGGAGAAGAUGAAAAAAAUUCUGAAAUGCCUCAACAAAAUGGCGAAUGUCAUCCGAGUGAUCAAAACACCAUUAGCAUGGACUUGGACUAAACCACUGCACUUGCAGCAAGUUAUUUCAUCCCAUGACAGAAGAUAUUUUUGCUGUCGUAUGUGAUGGGGGGGUGGGAAUGCAUUGUUUUGGGAACUAUUUAUAUUUUUUUCUUAAGACUUGUCUGGGAUACGUUGUGUUAUGGGAGGAAGAGUAGUAAUAGUGUUGGUCAUGACUAUCCUAAAAGGAAAAUUGCCUUGGUAACUUUCAGAUUCCUGUGGAAUUGUGAGUUCAUACUAAGCUUCUGUGCAGUAUUUAACCAUUUGCAUCACUAAAGAUGAAAAGAAGCCCUUGCUCCGAAAUAUACUGCUCCUUCAAAAGGUUGUAAUCGAAACCUUCGUAGGCAUUUGUAGAUGCCAAGGUAGUUUUCUUUUGUCUGGACAUCUAAUUGGGUAUGUCAAUAAAAAGCCAGUGUCUGUCCUGUUCAUAAGGACUUUCCAGAAGAAAUCCUUCUGUUCUAAGGUUUUUGAUUUUUGCAGUCCAAAGCACUUACCAGAUAAUAAGAUGGUGAAAUGUGUUAGUAGCAUGCAGAAACGCUUACGUUUCAUCUCUUGCUAAACAAUACAUUUUUCAUGUGGGGUACAUAAAAUGAAGGAAAUGCUAAUUCUGUUAGUGUUAUUGUGAAGCUUUUUAAUGAGCUUUAAAAUAAAGUUCAUUUUACUGGUA